GUUCAUUGCUCAACACAUCCCUGGAACACUCAAACAUCAGCUGUCACACCAUCAGAAAACACACCGCUAGGCAUUGAGGAACCUUUGCCAUCAAGAAACCACCCGGACACCCUUCCAAAAUGGCGGACAACUCUCCCUCAGCCAACCCGCUGUCGGCAGCAAGUCUAUCACACUACAUGCUCGCCUCUCUCUCACCCACCGCAUCCCCCCAACUGAAAAAUGCAUGGGACGCCCUCGCUCUAGGCGCACAUGCCAGUCUACUAUCCGUCGGCUUCAGACUCAUCGGCCUUGGCGAAGACCAUCGCAUCGAAGCCACCUCGGACGCCACGCAACCCCAGCCGCUUCCCACCGAAUGGAAUGCCGGUAAUGGCAGCUACAGCUUCCGAUACGCCCACAGCCAAAGCAGUAUGGAGUUUCUUCUCAAGAUCAACCGGAUGGCGAACAAGGCUAUUAUCAUGGGGAUGGGGAUUGGUGACGAUCGGACUUGCAGCUUUGACGUUACGACUCGAGAUUAUAUUUCGGAUGGUAAUUUGCCGGCCACACCACUUGCGGAUGGAAGGAGUGAGGAUGAAGCGAAGAAAGCAAUCACGGAUGUGUUCAUCUCCGCCGGCCGGCUGAGCGACUUUGGCAGUUCGAUGAGACUCAACGUCAUCCAGAAAUUGAUUCCCGGGCUGCACAAAGCGGGCUACGAGGAGACACGAGAAGGCCAGUCAUCUUCUCAACAGCAACGACGACAACAACGAGACCCGCCUCCAGAAUUCGACGCUCCUCGACACAACCCACUACGAGAAGACCGAGACCCCCCGGCACGCCCACACCCGCUCCACGAUCCCCUCGCCAUCCCCCCGAGACGACCAAUGCCAGAACCCAUGCCCGGCUUCGAGGACGAGUACGAAACCCUGCGUCCUCCGCGACGCGGCAUGAUGCCAGGCCAAGGCAUGCCUCGUCUCGGCGAUCGCGACCUGUACCCUCAAGGCUUGGGGCCGCGAGAUCCUUUGUAUGGAGGGGUGGGGCCUGGUUUCGGUGGGGUGGGCGGGGGAGGCAUGCAUCCUACUUUUGAUGAUCCGUUGUUUGCUCGCCAGGGGCAGAGGGGAGAUGAGUAUGAUCCGCAAGCUCCGCCUGGGUCGAGAUAUGAUCCUGUGGGGCCGGGUAUGGGGCAUCCGAGAGGGGCGGGCAUGGGUGGACGGCCGCCGAAUCCUUUUGGAGGCUUUGGAGAUGGAGACUUUAUCUGAGUGACAAGCAAGAACUCUGAGAGUAUGGCUGCAGACGUUCGAAACCAGACUCGAUAGCGCACAGAAUGCAUGCAUCC
Molecule: messenger RNA, 1309 nt
Organism: Neohortaea acidophila
Lineage: Eukaryota; Fungi; Ascomycota; Dothideomycetes; Mycosphaerellales; Teratosphaeriaceae
Product: PI31 proteasome regulator N-terminal-domain-containing protein
Exons: 1
Coding region: 120-1232 (370 amino acids)
Biological process (GO): proteasome-mediated ubiquitin-dependent protein catabolic process
Molecular function (GO): endopeptidase inhibitor activity; proteasome binding
Source: RefSeq, a predicted model, not a curated record